UCAACGCCCGCGUGCGCGUGUGACAGCAGUCGCGAGACAGAGUGAAAUGUGCAAGUUUACCAGUUCAAAGUCACAGCAGCAGACGUGAAAGUGACACGAAAGGUCUUUAAACAGCUCUCUCCGGCAACAUGAAGCCCUGCAGUCGCGGGUGCAGUGUGAUUUGAGCGGGUUUUGGUGAGGAAGUGGAUAGUGACUGACUGCUGUUUAUGUAAGUGGAUGGUGACUGUACUUUAUCAGUCCGUAUUUGUGUGCGUAUGAGGUUAGCAGACAAACUUCAGGGGAAUGUUUCGUCAAACUGCGAUCAGAGCCCGAUAAAGUCGGCGUGUUUCCUCCUGAAUUCGAGUAGAGACCUACAACAGGUGCGGUCAGAGAAUAAGGUGUGUGUUUUUGUGUCCAGCCAGCGAGCCCUCCUGUGUGCUGGUGUGUAUGAAUGGGUGAGGUUGGCAUGGGUAAUGCAGUUCAGGGACGCCAGGGGGCGCUCACACAGGGCGAGGUGCUGCCACGCCCCUCCUCCAGCCAGUCAGAGGGUUUUAAACAGGGUCGUUCGGUGUUGAACUCUCUGCUCUCUGGGGCGUUUGCAGGGGCCGUGGCUAAAACAGCUGUUGCCCCUCUGGACCGAACCAAAAUCAUCUUCCAAGUGUCGUCGAAUAGAUUCUCCGCUAAGGAGGCGUACAGGUUAAUUUACCGCACAUAUCUUAAGGAUGGAUUCUUCAGUCUGUGGAGGGGAAACUCGGCCACUAUGGUUCGUGUUAUUCCGUACGCUGCCAUCCAGUUCUGCGCCCAUGAGCAGUACAAGAGGAUUCUGGGAAAUUAUUAUGGCUUCCAGGGCAAAGCUCUACCUCCUGUGCCAAGACUGCUGGCUGGUUCACUGGCGGGCACCACAGCUGCCAUGAUCACAUACCCACUGGACAUGGUCCGGGCACGCAUGGCCGUCACGGCCAAAGAGAUGUACAGUAACAUCCUGCAUGUGUUUGUGCGUAUCUCUCGUGAGGAGGGACUGAAGACUAUCUAUAGGGGAUUCACUCCUACUAUACUGGGCGUCAUACCGUACGCUGGGCUCAGUUUCUACACCUACGAGACCCUAAAGAAACUCCAUGCAGAGCGAACAGGCCGUCCGCAGCCGUACUCUUACGAGCGUCUGGCGUUCGGAGCCUGCGCGGGGCUGAUCGGUCAGUCUGCCUCCUACCCACUGGACGUGGUGCGCAGACGCAUGCAGACAGCGGGCGUCACCGGUCACACCUACAGCACCAUCGCCGGCACCAUGCGGGAGAUCGUAGCGGAGGAGGGCGUCAUCCGCGGCCUCUACAAAGGCCUGAGUAUGAACUGGGUCAAAGGUCCAAUCGCAGUCGGUAUUAGCUUCAUGACCUUUGAUGUGAUGCAGAUCCUCUUGCGAAAAUUUCAUCAGUUAGGUUAUAAUGCGCGGUAGCCCGCAGGGGGCAGCAGAGAGAGACGAGAAGAUGAAAUUACAGCUGCACUCCAGUAAGCUCGCAUCAGUGGAUGAACAAAGACGUUUCGUUGCAGCAUCAAGGCAUCAGAUGGUGCAAACAUCUCGUAAAAAGAUGCAUGAGCGACAUCGUAGAGCCUGUUGCGCAAGAAAACGGGAAGAGACGUUUAAUUUUUUAAUCUAAAGCAUAUGCUGCCAGUGAAGAGUAGAGAGUGUGGUGUCUCUCAAAUGCAGAAACCUAAUAGUUUUGACAAAAGUGUGAUGUUUACUGUUUAAAUUUUGACUUCCUGAUGAAAGACUUUGCAGACGUGUGUUUUGGCAUACACUGAAUGAAUGUCCUGCAUCUACUGCUGUCACAGACCGGACGUCCUGUGUGCAAUAUUUACUGUCCUGAAUGUCUUUUUGGACACACAUGGUAUGCAAUGCUUACAGUAUUUUCCUGUGUACAGGAAUAUCUCUACAGUAUAUGUAAAAUAUCUACAGUAUAUGUAAAAAUGGCUUUAUCAACUUUCUGCCUGUGGUUACACACAAGUCAAAAAAAUUGACUCAUCUUUCCAAACCCUUUCUAACAAUGUUUCUUCAUCUGUAGAUGAUGUUUUGCAGAAUGUUUAUGCUCUUCUUUCCAUACGAUGAAAGCAUACGGUGACCAGUGACUGUCAGGCGUCAACAGUAAUGCAUUUAAGUUUGAAAACGCUUUAAUUUAGCUACAUUUACACUAGAAUGGCGCUUUCCUCAACCAAAAACUAGGGAUGCACCGAUACCGCUUUUCUCUUCCGAUUCCAAUAUCUGAAAUCUCAUUAUUGGCCAAUAUCGAUUCCUAUCCGAUACUAGUGUUGUUGUUUUUCAUUAUUAUUAUUAUUAUUAUUAUUUACUUUUUAGAAUUUUAAAAUACAACAGUAAUAUAUUUCAGUUAUGCACUUUUAACUCUCGAGCUUUUAUUUUGACUGUCAGAACACUCCAGGAUGUCCUGUAAGUGUCUGUAUGUGGGCUUGUUCACAGUAGUUUAAUUAGAUUCUUAUUCAAAUUCUGGUAAAAUGCUCAUCUGGUGCUGUUCUAAAUGCAUAUGAUGCCAAACUAUUGAGCAUCUACAUCUGAUGUGUUGUUCAUGAGUAGCGCUCAAAUGUGAAAACAGCCGCGACCGCCUCACUAGCGUGCGCGUUAUGUGUGUCAACAGCUGCACCAUUCACUAAAAUGCACUGCGCAUGCAUACUGUGUAUUUACUUAUUAAACGCAGCGUUUUGCGAUUUCACAAAUCUAUCGCAUGUCUAUGUGGCUUUGAAUAAAUGCACGAGUCAUAUGGACUACUUUAAUGGUGUUUUUAUGCUUCUUUUAUGGAGCUUGACAGUAACAAACAUGACUAACACACAGUAUUGGAUUUGGAUCGGGCUCGUAGGACCGAUACCUGAUUUGUCUAAAACGUUAGUAUCGUAGCUGAUACCGAUCCAGGUAUCGGAUCGGUGCAUCCCUAGCCAAAAGGGAGACUUUCGAAAAUAUGAUGUUAGGAAACCGAAACGGAGGUUUCAAACUAGACCUGCACAAUUAAUCAAAAUAAAAUCAAAAUUUUGAAAUUACUUUGUGCGAUUAUAAAACCGUAAAAGGCUGUAAUUUGAGUCAUAUUUGAAUAAAUAAAUAGUUUGCACGUGCUGCUCACUUCAAAGUUUAUGUGUGCUGCUCUGUCUGGUUUGUGUUGUGUUAGUGUAUUAUUACAGUGUUUUUAGAGCGGUUCUGAGCUCCAUAGUAACUCAGAGUAACAGAAGUGCGAUGAGUUCGGUUCCAUUUGCUUACGUGCGCUGAGCGCAUUAUAUUUAAAGCACUCCGGAUUCAUUUUCAUUUCAAUUCUGAGCAGUUCCAAAUAUGUUUGGCCGCUACAAGUUAAUAUGCAAAUAAAAUAACCCAUGGGUAUUUGUGGACAGAGGAGAUGUUAAAAUGAGUAGUACAUUAUACAGAUGUUGUGAACUCUGCUACAACCAGAAACAGCAUUUCCCAUCAAAAUAAAAGCUUGAUAUAUUGCAUAAUAAUAAUAGGUGUUAUAUUACAAUUAUAUAAUAAUUAAGUAGACUGGGUUCCAAAAAUAAAACAAAAAACCCAAUCACAAAGUGGACCCAAACAGGUACACGGUUGACAGGUACAAUGUGAAUAUUUUCUGUUUUACUAUUUUAUUUAUUUAUUUGUAUAUUUUUGGCUGUAGUAAAAAAGGUCCAAGUUUGGUUCAUUGUAAGACGUAAGAUAUAACCAUUUUAAUUUCAUAACAAAAAUCCUUAAAAUCGAAUUGCGUUAUCAAAAAAAUUUAAUGUUUAAAUCUACAGUAUUUUGAGCGUAGUUUUUUUGUUUGAUGUUUUGUUCAAAUCGCAAUAUUUUUCAAAAUAAUCGCAAUACGACUUUUUGUCCAAAUUGUGCAGCCCUACUUGAAACUUAAACAUAGUAGUGUGAACGUGGCCUAAAAAUGACAAAAAGUCUCAAAGUAGUCCAUAUGACUCGAAUACUAUAUUCCAAGCCUUCUGAAGCCAUAUGAUAGCUUUGCGUGAGGAACAGACAGAUAUUUAAGCUGUUAUUCACUGAAAAUCUUACCCUAAAAAGCUCUCAAAUGUUCUCAUUCGCGUUUGAUUAUUCAAAAUGCGCUGCGAGAUGACGUGUCACCCCAGUGUUGCAGAACGCCGUUGGUUCUUUCGUGUCUCGUAACUGACUGCGACAUGCCAAGUUGGAAUACGCAGGAGUGAGAAUGAGGUUCGAGAGGAAGAUUUUCUCUGAAUAAUGACUUGAAAUUUCUGUUCCUUUAACAAAGUCUUUCUUAUGACAUCAGAAGACAUGUUUGUGAAGACUUAUGGUGUCCUUCUUGGAGCUUGGCAGCCUCAGUCAGUCCCCAUUUGCUUUCAUUAUAUGGAAUAGAGGACAGUAAUCAUUCUGCUUAAGAUCAUCUUAUGGGCGUCACAGUAGAAAGUAAGUCAGGUUUGGAACAACAUGAGGGUGUCAAUUAAAUAUUUUCAUUUUUGCGUGAACUAACCUUGUUAACCUUUUAACCUUUAGUGACUCAGAACCAAAGGAAGGUCAUCUGACCCAUGACAGUGGAGUAAAAUUAUCUCUAUAUAUUUAGAGAAACUAAACGGGAGUACGGCUGUUUGUUUUUAGUGACUGAUCUGUCUGUUGCCUCUCUUUAAACUUGCACUUGAUGUACAGUAUAUGUUGUCAUGCACACCGACUGAUCGAUUGAGAGUGUGUGUUUGUCUUCUUCACCUGUAGCGUGUUACUGUCUGUGACGUGUGUUUUGCGUCUUGCACAUGUAUGCACAAGUGCCUGAAAAGAAAGUGAGAACAGCAACAUAUAUUACAACUAAACAUAUAAACACAUCUACAUCAUCUCUACAUGAGUUUUAGUAUUACAACUAAUACAAAAAGUAGAACUGCAUCAAAUGUUCACAUUAAGUUUGGUUUUUUGUUCAUACUCAUAGACAUAGAGUUUUUGUAUCGAAGUAUUGAAUUAUAUGAAAUCUAUGCUCUAAAAAGAAGAUUAUCAGGGUGAAUUUCACGAAAAUUUCACAUCAAGGACAUGUCCAGGUCAUAUUUACACCGAAACCAAAAAGAAAAUAUUAAGAAAAAGAAACCGGUUUUUAGGACUAUUAUAGUUUCUGCAUUGUGUCAUUAUUUUCACAAUAAAUAGACACACCCCACUCCCCAAUUCUUAGUAGUAGCCUACUGUAAUGCACAAAACAAAUCUUCAUUUAAUCCUAAAAAUGAUAAUAUAUUAUUUAAAUUGUACUGCACUGAUGUGCUGAUUUUAUUAAUCCAGAUUUUUGUUAAAAAAAUUGUCUUGACAUGAAGAUUUUCAUACUGUACUGCAGUAUUUGCGUUUUUUAUUUUUAUGCAUUAUGAGAAAUUGGAUCACAUGUAUAGACAAACACAAUGUGCUUAAGCUAACAACACACAAACAGUUAUUAUCUUUCAUGUCUUUAUUGAACACAUCCCAUUAAACAUUCACAGUGCUGCUGGAAAAAGUAAGUGAACCCUUGGAUUUAAUAACUGGUCGAUCCUCCUUUAGCAGCAAUAACCUCAAUCAAGUGUUUCCGGUAGCUGCAGGUUAGACCUGUACACCAUUCUUCCUUACAGAGCUGCUUCAGCUCAGUCAUAUUCUUAGGAUGUCUGGUGUAAACGUCUCUCUUGAGGUCAUUCCACAGCAUCUCUAUUGGGUUAAGGUCUGGGCUCUGACCGGGACACUCCAAAAGUGGAUUUUCUUUUUUUGAAGCCAUUCUGUAGUGGAUUUACUUCGAUGUUUAGGGUCAUUGUCCUGCUGCAUCACCCAACUUCUACUCAGCUUCAGCUGGUGCACAGACACCCUGACAUUAUCCUGUAGGAUAUCUUGAUAAACUUGGGAAUUACUUUUUCCCUCUGAUGGCAAGCGGUCCAGGCCCCGAAGGAGCAAAGCAGCCCCAAAUCAUGAUGCUCCCUCCACCGUACUUUUCACUAUGUUUUCAAGUUGUUAUGUGGUGGCCUGUUUACGCCAUAUGUAGUCCUUUGUGUUCUUCCCAAAUAAUUCAAUCUUAGUUUCAUCAGUCCACAAAACAUUUUCCCAGUAGUGUUGUGGAGUGUCAAGGUGCGCAGCAAUGUUUUUAUUGGAAAGCAGCGGCUUUCUUCGUGAUGUCCUGCCAUGGACACCAUACCUGUUUAAUGUUUUCUGUAUAGUAGACUCAUGAACAGAGAUGUUAACCGGUUCCAAUGAUUCCUUCAAGUCUUUAUCUGUCACUCCAGGGUUCUUCUUUACUUCACUGAGCAUUCUGUGGUGUGCCCUUUCAGUCAUCUUGGCUGGACGGCCACUUCUAGUGAGAGUACCUAUAGUACUAAAUCAUCUCCAUUUAUAGACAGUUUGUCUAACUGUGGACAGAUGAAUAUCUAAACUCUUCCAGAUAUCUUUGUAACCCUUUCCAGCUUUAUGCAAAGCAACAAUUCUUGAUCAAGAUCUUCUGAGAUCCCUUUUUUACGAGGCAUGGUCCACAUCAGCAGAUGCUUCUUGUGAAUAGCAAACUCAGAAUGUUUGAGUGCUUUUUAUAAGUCAAAGUAACUCUAACCCACAACUCCAAUCUCAUUUCAUUAAUUGGAUGCCAGGUUUGCCAACUACUGACUCUAAUUAGCUUUUGUUGAUGUCAUUAGCCAAGGGGUUCACAUACUUUUUCCAACCUACACUGAAUGUUUGAAUGAUGUAUUCAAUAUGUACAAUAGUUUGUGUGUUAUUAGUUAAAUCAGAUUGUGUUUGUUCAUUAUUGUAACUUAGAUAAAGAUCAAACCAGAUUUUAAGACAAAGUUAUACAUAACUGCAGGAAAUUCCAAAGGGUUCACAUACUUUUUCUUGCCACUGUACUAACGAGACAAUCACAGAAUACUAAAACAUAAAGUUUCAAUUAUUAUUAUUAUUAUUAUUAAUAUCAAUUAUUAUAACACGAUUUAUAAAUCUGAUAUCAUGAGGUUUGACUGAAAUCUGUGUUUUUCCAUUUAGAAGUAUGGAAUUGCAAGAUACUGAGUCUGGAACUCUGUUUCUGGAAUAUGUCUGACUUUUCUGAUCACUAAAUUCAUGCAUAUUUUAAUGUAAAGGUUUGCGAUGAGAAACUGAGGAUAUGUAGGAUUUUUAUCAUGCCGUUAUGUUGUGAAUGCAGAAUCACAGUGAUUUCCUCUCUCUCUGAUUCUGGAUCAUGAAAUUAAUUGAAUGCAUCUAAUGUUCUGAUAUUAAAAAAUUGUGAGGAUUUGUGCCCAA
This is a messenger RNA of Myxocyprinus asiaticus (Chinese sucker), 7180 nucleotides long. Its product is annotated as mitochondrial coenzyme A transporter SLC25A42. The transcript is spliced from 8 exons. The coding region runs from base 431 to 1426 and encodes 331 amino acids. Gene Ontology annotation, cellular component: mitochondrial inner membrane. Lineage: Eukaryota; Metazoa; Chordata; Actinopteri; Cypriniformes; Catostomidae. The record is from RefSeq and is a predicted model, not a curated record. Gene Ontology annotation, biological process: transmembrane transport.